CCACGUCUCUGCGUUGAUCCCGCUGGUUCACGUUCCGCUCAUCUUUGUCUUUUCGACCGAAAACACUCAACCAAUCCCACUUUACCUUUUAUCCCCGUUUCUAUAGGCUUCCCUUCCCUGUCCCUGGCAGACCAGAUGAGUCUACUACAGAGCGGUUGGAUGGAGAUCCUGAUCCUGCGCGUGGUGUUCCGCUCGCUGACCUUGGAGGACCGGCUGGUGUACGCCGAGGACUACGUCAUGGACGAGGACCAGUCCAAGCUGGCCGGCCUGCUGGACCUCAACAACUCGGUGCUGCAGCUGGUGAAGAAGUACAAGGCUCUGGGACUGGAGAAGCCCGAGUUUGUGGUGCUCAAAGCCAUCGCGCUCGCCAACUCGGACUCCAUGCAGAUCGAGGACAGCGAGGCGGUGCAGCGGCUGCAGGAUGUCCUGCACGCGGCCCUGCAGGACCUGGAGGCGUCCUGCCACCCGGAGGACCCCCGGAGGGCGGGCAAGCUCAUCAUGUCCCUCCCCCUGCUGCGGCAGACGGCGGCCCGCGCGGUCCAGCACUUCUGCAGCAUCAAGCAGGACGGCCGCGUGCCCAUGCACAAACUGUUCCUGGAACUGCUGGACGCCAAGGCCUGACA
Molecule: messenger RNA, 623 nt
Organism: Gadus chalcogrammus (walleye pollock)
Lineage: Eukaryota; Metazoa; Chordata; Actinopteri; Gadiformes; Gadidae
Product: estrogen-related receptor gamma
Exons: 2
Source: RefSeq, a predicted model, not a curated record